AUUGGAAAGAUAUCUAAAAAUAAAAAGAAGAAACUAAAAAAAAAGCAAAAGAGGCAGGCCGAGCUGCUAGAAAAGCGUUUGCAGGAAAUAGAGGAACUGGAGCGAGAAGCGGAGAGGAAAAAAACGGAAGACAAUGUCACCUCUACUACUCCGUCCAACGAACAAGAGGACGAGUACCAUCCCGAAGUCAAACUAAAAACUGUAGAAUUAGAGGAAGUGGCAGACGAAGAACCUGGAAACGAAGAAGACGGAGACACGGAAGACCAAGACGAGAAAGACGACACGGAAAAAGAAAAAGACACGGAGAAGGACGAGGACCUGGAACAAGAACUGGCCAACUCAGAGUCCGCGGAUCCCGCUUGGAUAGAAUCUCCCAAAACCAACGGCCACAUUAUCGAUGGCCCUUUCUCCCUGGAAGAGCAGAUUGAGGAGGAAGAGGAGGAGGAGGAAGAGGAGGAGGAAGGCCCGAAUGCCGAGCAAUAUCACCUCGACGAGCCCAACGCGAAAAGCGAGUACAGCUACGGCAGCCCUUACGAACAAUUUAACGGUGAAUUGCCAAACGGACGUCACAACAUUCCAGAAUCACAAUAUUCUGAAUUUUCCGCUUCGGUGUACCCCGGAGCUUUAGAUUCCGUUGCUUGUGGUUUGGCGGUUUCUGAAGAAUCGACUGCAACCGAAAGAGACGGAAGCACUCCCUCCCACGACAGGAGCAGGACGGUUUCGGCAUCCAGCACCGGAGACUUGCCAAAAA
Protobothrops mucrosquamatus (brown spotted pit viper) is the source of this 751-nucleotide messenger RNA. Its product is annotated as SRSF protein kinase 2. Lineage: Eukaryota; Metazoa; Chordata; Lepidosauria; Squamata; Viperidae. The annotation marks the transcript as partial. The record is from RefSeq and is a predicted model, not a curated record. The transcript has 2 exons.